This is a messenger RNA of Mangifera indica (mango), 1272 nucleotides long. Its product is annotated as peptidyl-tRNA hydrolase, mitochondrial-like. Bases 163 to 987 code for a protein of 274 amino acids. Gene Ontology annotation, molecular function: peptidyl-tRNA hydrolase activity. Lineage: Eukaryota; Viridiplantae; Streptophyta; Magnoliopsida; Sapindales; Anacardiaceae. The record is from RefSeq and is a predicted model, not a curated record. The transcript is spliced from 8 exons.
UACCCAACCCAUAUUUGAGCUCAUCUAAGUUGGAAUCCUUGAUUAAAUAACUCAAAGCUCUUUCCUCGUGAAGAAACCUGCAUUCAUUCCCUGCUUCCCCUUUUCCUUUGGAAGUCUAUCCAAAACCCCGAAAUAAAAACAGGCAGAAGGAAACAGUAAACUAUGGAAUUGGCAUUCGGGCAUUCUCACACAACCUUAGUGUACAACCUCUGUUUCCCAUACCGCCGCCAUUCUUUCUCAUUUUCUCCUUCAUUUUCUUUGAAACCUAAAAUUUUUAUGUCUCUAUUCUCUUCAAAAUCCACCUCUGCAUCUUCUUCCUCAAUCAGAAACUUCUUUUCAAGUACCAGCGACUACUCUCCGGAUUUACCUGAGACACCAAAGCAAAAUCAGCAGCAGCAGCACCCCUGGCUCAUUGUUGGGCUCGGUAACCCAGGAAAGGAAUACAACGGCACUCGCCACAAUGUGGGGUUUGAGAUGAUAGAUGCAUUAGCUGAUGCUGAAGGAAUUUAUAUGAGCUCUGUUAACUUUAGAGCCCUUCUUGGAAAAGGUUUUAUUGGAAAUGUUCCUGUAAUGCUUGCCAAACCGCAAACAUUUGUGAAUUCAAGUGGUGAGUCUGUUGGAGCAAUUGUCUCAUAUUAUAAGAUUCCGUUGAAGCAAGUACUUGUGAUAUUUGACGACUUGGACUUGCCUUUUUCCAAAUUGCGUCUGUUGCCAAAAGGUGGUCAUGGAGGACAGAAUGGGAUGAGGAAUAUUAUUGAUCACUUCAAAGGGAACCGGGAUUUUCCACGUUUAAGAAUCGGGAUUGGACGGCCACCUGGAAAAAUGGAUACUGUUAAUUAUGUUCUUGGGCCUUUCAAUCAACAAGAAUGUGAAGAGUUGGAUUUUAUAUUUCAACGUUGUGUUGAAGCAAUCCGCAUUCUUUUGCUUGAAGGAUUCGAUAAAAGCGCGCAAUUUGUCAACGGUGCCAAAUCCAUAAAACUAACUUAGUUAAGCAACAUUCAUUGAUUCUGAAAGAAAAGCCUUCUGAUAUUUGGAAGUCAAUUAAUUAAUUGGAGUUUUGAACAUUCAUUCUUUGUUAAAGUAAAAAUAGGCAACAAGCAACAAUUAUGAAACAGUGCCCAAGGUCCAUAUAUAUUUCUGUGUUUUGAUCCUUCUGUAUCAUCAUAGCAUGACCUGGUUUCAAUUUGUAAUAUUGUUUUGUCCUCAUGCUUUAUGGGAUAUAUUUAUGUAUUCAUAAAUUUCUUUCUCCAUAUAUAAAUUUUUUGUUGAAUA